Messenger RNA from Somion occarium, 1280 nucleotides. Lineage: Eukaryota; Fungi; Basidiomycota; Agaricomycetes; Polyporales; Cerrenaceae. The record is from the annotation of a GenBank genome assembly.
AGAUAACGACCGAAAAGCCUCCAAUGGCAGACACCAUAUAACACCCCACAUAGCCUUUCUUCUCUCAGUUUACCCUCUUUUUUUCCAUCUAGAACAGACUUCGCCCGUUCAGUGAAAAAAUUGCACCAAUUUUCAUCCGUUCGGACAAAGCAGGAAUGCUGCAAAAAUGCUGCUUAACGGCGCUAGAACCCCGGUCCGACAGAGUAUUCAAUCAUAUGUGUGGUUUAACAAGUCACAGAAAUAUGCUUUGCGCUCCAGCCCACAACGCGUACAUCCCAGAUCCAUGUCACGGUUUCCCAUACGUACAUGACAUUGACAGAUCGAUCUAUCAUCCAUUGUUGGUCGGCCGAAAUAUGGAAUGCUUCUGUCUAUAUCACCGCUUCCUAACAUUCUUCCUUCGCCGUCCCCCAGCCAUCGCCGUUGCUUUGCGCGAUGCAGGCUUGACACCUGCACUUGACCCUUCGCUAGGCGUCACUGCCCCACUGCCAGGGACGUCUGAAGCCACUGAACCUUCAUCAUCCUCAUCGAUUCCAUCUGUGGCAUUAGUACCUGGCGAAUCACGCCUGACCACUUUUGAAAUAAGGUCGGAGACUAGCGCAAGGAACCAUGUCUUCCUCAAUGAUGGACGGACCGCACUAGAUUCGUUCACGGGAAGCAGACUUCCAUCAGGUUCGAUCUGCAAGAAUGGUCAGAACGUAGUCGAUCACGUCGGGCAGAACGCACUCACAAUGAAUACGUCCUCUCCUUCUACAACCAUGUCGAUCAUUUUCCCACCAAUGAUAUUGCCCUCAUCGUCCAAACGUGGACUCCCUCCGAGAUUGACUUUGACCUGCGACACACGACAGACAGCAUCAGUAAUGGAAGUCGGUCGGAGCAUGCUGAAUACCAACGGACCUUCCUCUGUCCUUCAACUGGUAUCAGCUUAGUUCCCCAGGCGGCGGACUUAGCUUGGUGUCUAAUAGUCUCUAUUCUUUUGAGAUCUUUUCCAUAGUUCACGCGCUGGAUCGCGUAUUGCAGAACCGACGACAGUAUGGUCAAAAAGACGAAGACACUCUGGAAUAACAAGUCAAUUAACCAGAGAUAAGAUGUCAACCAAAAGCCACAUACACCGAUACCAGGCCUAAAGCGGGCAUAGUAGUAUCCUGUACCUCGCCAUCUUGGCACGCCAUUCUUGUAGAAGAAGUCAUAUCUAUCGGCUGAGCAUUAGUACAGAUUUAGACAUAACACAUGUUGCACUGUACCUCUUUCUACUUUCCGGAUCUCUCAGAAUCUUCGAAAUC